Molecule: messenger RNA, 1140 nt
Organism: Paecilomyces variotii
Lineage: Eukaryota; Fungi; Ascomycota; Eurotiomycetes; Eurotiales; Thermoascaceae
Product: putative 4-carboxymuconolactone decarboxylase
Exons: 1
Coding region: 292-966 (224 amino acids)
Source: RefSeq, a predicted model, not a curated record
UAUCCAUCUCCGCAUUUUGGCCGCAUUGAAUACCUAACUCCACGAUUUCUAUCAGGAGGUAUUAAUAUCAAUAGUAAUCUAGAGCCUUUUCACUUUCCUGCGGUAUAUCUAUGUUAUGAGACAACUUCUCUCAGACUCAACCCCUUUCUUCUAGAAAUCCACCCUUCCGUCCAUCAUUAAUCGAUUCCAACCUAUUACCAUUUAAUAGCAUCGUCAUCUCCUCCCUCCUAUCCAUAUCAACCAAUCCCUCUUCGAAUCCCCUUCGAGAAGAACCACAGAGAUAUUAAAAAAAUGCGCAUCCCCUACGCCCCCUCCAAACCUCCUGAAGAUUCAGACCCCACCACAACGGAGAUAUACAACCGCAUCGCAGCCCGCCGUCGCCCACGCCCACUCAUCCCUCUUGAUCUCGCACUCCUACACACACCACCCGUCGCAGACGGAUACAACUCCUUCGUCGGGGCGCUCCGAACCAAGACCAUCGUCCCGCAAUCUCUGCUGGAGCUAGCCAUCUGCCGUAUCGCUGUGGUAAAUGAUGCUGUAUACGAAUGGAACGCGCAUGCGCCAUUGGCACUAAAAGCGGGACUACCGCCUUCUGUCCUCCAGUAUGCCAGAGAAGUGUCAGUUAUGGAGUUGAAACGUGCUGCGACGGCUCGAUUGGCUGAAAAGGAAGUGGAUGGUGAUGUUAAGGAGGCGUUGGAGAGAUCUGGUGCCGGGGAGGUGGAGUUGGCGGUUCUCUUGUACACGGAUGAGAUGACUGUUUCGGUGAAGGUUAGGGAUGAGACGUUUGAUGCGUUGAAGAAGGGGUUUGAGGGCGAGGAGUUGGAAAGGAAAAUUGUGGAAUUGACGGCGGUGGUUGCGGGGUAUAAUGCCGUUAGUCGGAUUCUCGUGUCGUUGGAUGUGGGUGAGAAUAAUGCGAAGGCGAUGAAGAGUGUGCAGGAGAUUGCGAAUGAAUUGAAGGGGAAUUAAUCCCGUGGAGUCGCGGUGUUGAUGAGGAACUACGAGGGUGGAUAUCAUGUUCAAAGUGGAAUGGACACGAAUAGUGACAAUACAGUCCACCAUCAACAUGCUUCUGGGCUAUAGUCACCAGAAUCGCAAGGAUAUGGCUAACCAAAAGACGAUUCUAUAUUAGAAUUAGCAAUC